GAUAUUUAUCAAUAUAUAAUUGCUUUCAUACUUUAAACAUCGAAAUACUGUGAUAUCGAAAAGUUAAAUUAAAAAAUUAAAAUGACCGCAAAAAAGAAACCAUGGGUUAAGUCGGCAUUCAGCCAGCUUAACAUGACACCAAAAGCCAGUCCAGUUUCGGCGCCCUACAAACGCACAAGAAGCGGCAGGGCCACAACUUCUGCCAAUGUAGGAACCGCAAAUGUAGAAUCCACUAACGUACGUAAACCACAAAUUGUUGACUUGACCGUGAAUGAGGAUGAUGAAGAAGUCAAUGCAGCGACACCUAUUGUGAGUGAGAACUGGAUGGAUUGCUUUGCGCCAAGCACUAGUGAAGACCUGGCUGUACAUCCCAAGAAAGUUGGCGAUGUGCGCAACUGGUUGCAGCACUGCGAGGCGAUGCGAAAGAAGUAUCCGGCCCAGAUUUGUCUAUUGACAGGACCAGCCGGCUGUGGUAAAACGGCCACGCUUCGUGUAUUAGCCCAAGAACUUGGAUACGAGCUGCAAGAAUGGAUCAAUCCCACUGACUGUGAGGAAAUCAAUGCGCUGGGCGAUCAACCCAGCGAUGGAACCUAUAUGGGCUCACAGCUGGAGGCCUUUAAGAGCUUUCUAUUGCGCGCCUCCCGCUACAAAUCACUGCUGUCGGCGCAGAACAAGCGACUCUUGCUCGUUGAAGAUUUUCCGAAUGUAUUGUUAAAAGAUGCAGCAGCAACUUUUUCAGAUUUGCUAGAUGAAUAUAUCAGCUAUGGCAAGUCGCCGCUUGUCUUCAUAGCAGCCGACAGCAAGUCACGUAUGCUCAACAUCAGCUACAAGUUGUUCACGGAUCAACUAAAAGCAAAGCUGCGCAUUGAACACAUUAGCUUCAAUUCGAUAGCAGCGACUAUUAUGCAAAAGUCUAUGAAACGCUUUACCACGCUAAUGCAGCAACAGCAGCACAAGAGUCUGUACAAGUUGCCCACACAGACUGUCUUGGACUCGAUUGUGGUGUGCGCCCAAGGCGACAUUCGGAACGCGUUGAUCAAUCUACACUUUGGCUCACUAAAAGGUGCGCCAAGCAUGGUUACCAAGCAGCUAAAUGUCAACGCGCCAAGCAAGGGCCGCAAACGGAAAGCAACAAAUACUUUGAAGUCCAUUGGGCGGGACGAGUCAAUAACUAUGAUGCAUGCGCUGGGUCGCGUUUUCAAUCCCAAAUAUACUGAAGAUAGGGACAAGUGUCUGCUGCAUAAUCCUGAGGAUUUAGCUGAAGCUUUUAGCACAGAGCCAAGAAACUUUGUAAACUUUAUACACGCCAACUACCUGCCGCAUUUCCAGGACAUUGCGAAUGUGAAUUCCGCGGUCAACGAUCUAGGCGUAGCAGACAUGCUGCUGCAAGAGUACCGCGACGAAUCGCUCUCCUUGGUGAGCCUCACCAUAGCCGUGCGUGGCUGCAUGGUUGCCAAUGUGGCGCCUGUCUCGGGCUGGAUGCCUGUACGGGGGCCCAAACGUCUAACGAUUGAACCACAGCUGACGCCAGCAGAGCAAAAGCUACUGGGCGUGGCGUAUGCUGGCAUUUCGAAACGGCUUUAUGCCAGUGAAUACAGCUCAUUUAUAAAAACCAUAGCUGAUAACACAAAGUAGGCAAAUUGAUAGAUAGAAUACAUCAAAUAUAGUAGCAGUUUAGUAUAGUGUCUUGAAAUAUUUAAACAAAUAAUUGAAAUAUUACAAUUCAACGUUUUUAUUCAGUUACAAAUCGGGGUUAUCUAUAUAAAAUUUCAAAAAUUUCCUCAAUCUUAUGCUCGACAUUUUAAAAGCAAUUUGGCGGUUUUUAAUUUUUUUCAUUCGGGUUUUGAAGCAUUGAUUAUAGCACAAGCGUGAUAAAACUACAUAAAAAGCAUUUUUGAGUUUCCAUCAAUUUGAAGGUGUCUUUAAUAAGCUUAUACCUACAACUUAGGUGUUAAACGCUACUUAAACGUUAACGGAGUUUCGAUAAAUCAUGCAAC
Drosophila hydei is the source of this 1997-nucleotide messenger RNA. It is a transcript of the gene Rad17, whose product is annotated as cell cycle checkpoint protein RAD17. Gene Ontology annotation, molecular function: chromatin binding. The record is from RefSeq and is a predicted model, not a curated record. NCBI's taxonomy places the organism in Eukaryota, Metazoa, Arthropoda, Insecta, Diptera, Drosophilidae. Gene Ontology annotation, biological process: DNA repair; DNA damage checkpoint signaling; mitotic DNA replication checkpoint signaling. Bases 82 to 1635 code for a protein of 517 amino acids. The transcript is spliced from 5 exons.